AUGUGCGCGACGGACGACGUCGAGGCCAACUUCCGGACGUGCGAGAAGCUCGCGACGCUCGCGAGCGACGCGGGAUGCGCCAUGUUAUUCCUCCCCGAGUGCUUCGCGUUCAUCGGACGCAAGGGCGAGGACGCGCUGGCGAUCAUGGAACCCCUGGACGGGCCGCUCAUGACGCGGUACAGAGAUCUCGCCAGGGCAAAAAACAUCUGGCUCUCCUUGGGCGGGUUCCCGGAGCUCGGCCCGGACGCGGGACAUCGGUUGAACGCGCACGUGCUCGUGGACGCGGACGGCGAGAUACGCGCGAGCUACCGAAAGAUCCAUCUCUUCGACGUGGACGUCCCGAACGGCCCGCUGCUCAUGGAAUCGAAGACCGCGUCGCCCGGCUCGGAGAUCGUCGCCGCGGACUCCCCGAUCGGCCGUCUCGGGAUGAUGAUAUGCUACGAUCUUCGUUUCCCGGAGCUGUUCAGCGCGUUGCGGUACGAGUGCGGCGCGCGCGUGAUGCUCGUGCCGUCCGCGUUUACGCGUCCCACCGGCGCGGCGCACUGGGAGGUGCUCUUGCGCGCGAGGGCGAUCGAGACGCAGUCGUACGUCAUCGCCGCCGCGCAGUGCGGCGUGCACAGCGAGGGGAGGGCGUCGUACGGGCACUCGAUCAUCGUAGAUCCGUGGGGGGAGGUGAUCGCGAAGUUGGACGACCCGGACGAGGGCGUCGGGAUCGCCGUGGCGAAGAUCGACCUGCGCGGGUUGGAGGAAACUCGCGCGAAGAUACCGAUCGAGACGCACCGUCGGGGGUUGGGCGACAGGACCGCGUUUCCCGUGACGAUCGCGGAGAUGUAG
This is a messenger RNA of Micromonas pusilla CCMP1545, 834 nucleotides long. RefSeq lists its product as uncharacterized. Lineage: Eukaryota; Viridiplantae; Chlorophyta; Mamiellophyceae; Mamiellales; Mamiellaceae. The transcript has a single exon. Gene Ontology annotation, molecular function: hydrolase activity, acting on carbon-nitrogen (but not peptide) bonds, in linear amides. The record is from RefSeq and is a predicted model, not a curated record. The coding region runs from base 1 to 834 and encodes 277 amino acids.